AUGGCUCCAAGAUCGCGCAAUCCUUUUGGAUUUAGUCCCUACGUCGUUACCUUCUGGACCGUCGUCGUCUACGCCGGCCUGUUCGCCGCCCUCAUUGUCAACCAUCAUGUCCUCCCGCCAGCCCCGAACACUCCCACUCCGCAUGACUGGCCAGGCGUCAACAUAACCCAGGCUUGGGAUGACCUCGAGCACCUGAGCAGUGCUUACCACCCUUUCAACAGCAAGGACAAUGUUGCCGUGCGCAAGUGGUUACUCGCCCGCGUUGGAGACAUACUCGAUGCCAACAAGGCUGAAUGGAAAGAGGCCGCCCAACACACCAAGGCUGCUCUGCCUGUCACUGUCUUUGACAAAGAUGUCAGCAAUGUGACAUACACCGACCCCAGAGGCUACACUGUCUACUACGAGAGCAACAACAUCAUGGUCUAUGUGAGAGGCGCAGAAGACUCGGAUGACGAAUGGUGGCUCAACAAGACCACCUACACUGGUCCUAGUGGUGUCCUUGUCAAUGCCCACUUUGACUCUGUUAGCACCGGAUUUGGUGCCACAGAUGAUGGUGUUGGUGUCAUUUCAGUACUGCAGUUACUAUCACACUUCACCAANAAGGAUAAUCAGCCUCAUCGUGGUAUUUUGUUCCUUCUGAACAACGGCGAGGAGGAUGGCCUCUACGGUGCAAAGGCCUUUACACGUCAUCCUCUUGCCCAAUUCCCUCGUUCCUUCCUCAAUCUUGAAGGUGCUGGUGCUGGUGGCAGAGCUACUUUGUUCAGAAGCACUGAUACCGAGGUAACCAAGUUCUACUCCAAGAGCCCUCAUCCCUUUGGCAGUGUCAUCAGCGGAGAUGGCUUCAAGAGAGGUCUGGUGAAAAGCGGAACAGAUUACAGCGUCUUUGUUGACGACCUGGGUAUGCGUGGCUUGGACGUAGCAUUCAUGGAGCCUCGUGCCAGAUACCACACUAACCAAGACAAUGCUAGAGAGACCAGCGUUGAGAGUUUGUGGCAUAUGCUCUCUGCUGCUCUGACCACCGUGCAGGGCCUUUCGAGCGACACCAGUGAUCAAUUUGAGCGUCCUUCAGACCAUGAGAGGUAUGGCAAGACCGACAAAGCAUCCGGCAGUACUGGUGUCUGGUUCGACCUGUUUGGACGUGCGUUCGCAGUCUUCCAAUUGCACACUCUGUUCGCGCUUUCCGUGACACUGCUCGUUGCAGGACCAAUUUUCCUGAUCAUCUUCGAUGUUACUCUCCACAAGACUGACAAGUGGUAUUUGUUCUCUAGAAAGAGAUAUCUUCAUUCCUCAGAUGAUGAUGAGGCUGUCAAAUUCUAUGGCUGGAGAGGCUUCUUUAGAUUCCCUCUGAUCUUCGUCGUCACAAGUGGCAUUGUUGUAGCGCUCGCGUAUCUUGUCACCAAGGUCAACCCACACAUUGUGUACAGCUCCGAGUAUGCCAUCUGGAGCAUGAUGCUCACCGCGUGGCUUUCUGCUGCGUGGUUCCUCUUCCGCCUUGGGGAUGCAGUUCGGCCAUCUGCACUUUCCCGCGCUUAUGUGUUAAUUUGGCUCUACGCUCUUUCCUGGCUUGCCCUGGUGGCUGCAACCAUUGGUGAGCAGCGACUGCACCUUGGAUCUGGCUACUUCCUGGUUAUUUACAACGCCGCCGUCUUCUUGGCAUUGUUCAUCUCCUACCUCGAGUUCUUCGCGCUGCCCAAGAAGAGUGUUUACGUCGAGCAGGCCGCAUACGCAUCGCAAAGUGUUCUUCCGAGCCCUACGCGCAGCAACAGUCUCGUUUCCCACAAUGUUGUAGACCACGACGAUACUUCUAGAGGCAGAGCACCGCAUGCGAACGACAACGAAGACGCAGAUGAACGUACCUCACUGCUUGGUUCAAGACAGACCUUCACGCGCUACGGCCGUGAAACUCGUCGACCUGACGACAACGAUGAUGCUGCAGCCUCUGUGCACUCACCUCUCACAAGUCAGGCAUAUGAGGGUGAGCAGGCUUGGUCUGGCAGUCUUCCAAGCUGGACCUGGCUUCUCCAACUCCUUAUUCUGGCACCCAUCAACCUGAUUUUGAUCGGUCAAUUGGGACUGCUAAUGACCUCGGCUCUGCAUCAGACACCUGCUGAUGGUAGCCCCGUUCUGCUUGUCUACCUGCUGAUUGCUGCCACAUCAGUGCUGCUGUUGCUUCCUUUGACGCCCUUCAUCCAUCGUAUCACCUACCACAUCCCCACCUUCCUCAUGUUCGUCUUUAUCGGUACUCUGAUCUACAAUCUCGUAGCCUUCCCCUUCUCUCGCACCUCCCGACUCAAGGUCUUCUUCCUUCAGCAGAUCGAUCUCGACCAUGGCAACAACUCCGUCGCGCUGACCGGUCUAUCACCUUACCUCGAGUCCAUCGUAUCUCAAGUGCCAUCGGCCUCGGCAAACGGCUACCACUGUGCAGGCCCCGACUACAAAUUCUGGGCCUUUAGAGCAGGCCUUGACAGCUGCUCCUGGACGGGUCCCGCUCCCAACGUUGUUCCUACAGCAUACAAGCCCCAUCAACCAGGCAUGCCAUACCCCAACGACACAAUCUCGCUGUCAUUGGCUCGCAGACAAGCUCAAAACGCCAAAUACGCCACUUGGCUCGACUUCAACAUCACUCGUCCUUCGUCGUCCAACGCAACAAAACGCGACUAUGUGUUUGACGUCCGCGGCUCCAAUACUCGCGCCUGCCGCUUGUAUUUCUCUGCNUCCUUUGCAAACUUGAGUAUCAGCAAUGCAGGUGCCAAGCCCGAAGCCAUGAAACCCGGUCGUCGCGAUGGAGAACAGCGAGUGUACCUAUACAGCAGAGAUUGGGAUGCCAAGUGGAGUGUCAACGUCACCUUUGACCGCGAAGUAGAGAAGCAAUAUGGUGGUGUUGAGGGUAAGGUUAUGUGUGUCUGGAGUGAUGCCAACCAGGUAGGCAAUGUGCCUGCUUUCGAUGAGGUUAAGCACUUUAUGCCUGUGUGGAGUGCUGUUACCAAGAACAGCGAUGGUUUGGUUGAAGGCUACAAGCACUUCAGCCUCUGA
Molecule: messenger RNA, 3033 nt
Organism: Aureobasidium musti
Lineage: Eukaryota; Fungi; Ascomycota; Dothideomycetes; Dothideales; Saccotheciaceae
Source: the annotation of a GenBank genome assembly